Messenger RNA from Papaver somniferum (opium poppy), 1834 nucleotides. RefSeq lists its product as uncharacterized. NCBI's taxonomy places the organism in Eukaryota, Viridiplantae, Streptophyta, Magnoliopsida, Ranunculales, Papaveraceae. Bases 180 to 1514 code for a protein of 444 amino acids. The record is from RefSeq and is a predicted model, not a curated record. The transcript has 4 exons.
UCUAGAGGAGAUAAUUUUCUCUCUACUCCGAAACACCAAUCGCCGCUCGAUCUAAAAAAAAAACGAUUCAUCCCUUCACUCAAAAGCAAAACCCUCUCCUCUUAACACUACCUCUACACCAUCACUAAAAACCAAACCCUAACCCUAAAAAUCUCGAUCGAUCAGAAUCAUCAUCAACAAUGGCGGGUUCAGUAGUUUCAGAAGUCAAUGAUGGACCAGUUCUAAACCUAAUGAACAAACGAUUAAGAGCUUUAAGAAAGAAAUACAAUCGAAUUAUUCAAAUGGAAGAAGCUGUUUCUCAAGGAAAAUCUCUUAACAAAGAACAAGAAGAAGUCCUUCGUUCUAAACCUAGUGUUGUCAUCUUAAUCGACGAGUAUGAGAAGCUUCGUCAACCUCUCUCUAUUGCUGUCCAGGAAGAACACAAUCAAAAUCAAAACCAGACGAGUCGCUCAGAUGACUCAGCUGUUGAAGAUUUGGUGAGGUUUCUCUAUCUUGGUAAUUCAUUUGAUGCGAAAGAACAAAGUGAAUUUACUGCAAUGAUGUUGACGAAGACUCAUGAAAGGGGUUGCUGUAUCAGUUAUGAUUAUGUAACUGAUGAUGCUAGUAAUGAUCUACUUGGUGAGAAAGAUUUAGAUAUGAUUGCGAGGUUGAGUAGUUUAUUGAUCUCUAAACCUGUUGAUUCUGGUUGUUUAUCUCAUGAGAAAGCAAUCGAAAAUUGUAUUAAACGAGCCAAGCUAUGGUUAUCGAGUUCAGAAGAGCCUAUUGAACCUGGGACGGCAGUUACUUACUCGCAGCUGAGGGGAAGGGUGAGUAAGAUAUUGGUUUCAGAUUAUCUUACGACUACACCAGAGAUGAAAGAUCCAGUUGAAGUUGUAGCUGCUGCUACUGCAGGUAAUUAUACUGUACCAGAGAUGAAAGCUCCAGUUGAAGUUGUAGCUGCUGCUACUGCAGGAAGUUAUACUGUACCAGUAGAACAUUCCUCCGUGCCAUUGGAAACGGAAAGGCCCAUAAGUCGUGAACUCGUAUUUAUGGUGAACCAUGAGAAGUAUGAACCAGUUGCAACUCAGGAGCAGGUAAUUGGGGAUGGCCUCCAUUUGCAUCCUGUAGAGGAGCUAGCUAAGGAUGAGUCUGAGUCUGAGUUGCUCAACCAAGUGGAUGCUAUGUCUGCUCAACAGGAAGAAAACAAACAGGAGGAUGUGAUUGAUCAGAAUCCAGAAGAAGAGGGGUGGCAGGAACAACACUCAAGGAGGAGCUAUCAAAACCAGAGAGGUGGUGGUCGUGGUGGCGUUGGUGGCCGGAGGGGUUCAAAUGGUCGUGGAGGUCGUGGCAACAGAGGUGGUGGAGGAUUCCAUAAUGGUCGAGGCCAGAACGGUGACCAACCAUGCAACUACAAUUCAAGGAACUAUAAUAACUCAAGAGGAAGAGGUGGUAGAGGGGCUGGUGGACAUGGUUACAAUAACAAUCAUGCAUCAGCUGAUCAUGUUCGUAGUGCACAAGCAGGCGUUGAUUGUUGAGUUCUUAAACCAGUAGUUGUCAUUGUUGAGGUCACCGUGUUAUGUGCUAGACAAUGCCUUUAGGAGAAAAGGAAUUUGCUUCUGAAACAAAAUUGAUUUAGAUUAGGGGGAGAUAUAGUUGAACUAAAAGAAACUCACUUCUCCCUCACCCUUUUGUAGUUCAAGCCACGGAAGAUUAAGAAUAGUAAUUCUAGUUUAACAGGAUGUUCGCAUAUGCACCUUGAGAAGUGAAUUUUAGCAUGGCCGUGUGAUUUAAGGGUGACUUCUAUAAGCAAAAAGUAGUUUUUUUUGAAUCAAACUUUUUACGGGAAAUUGCUUCU